Messenger RNA from Biomphalaria glabrata, 8874 nucleotides. RefSeq names its product Fanconi anemia group I protein-like. The record is from RefSeq and is a predicted model, not a curated record. Gene Ontology annotation, biological process: DNA repair. Gene Ontology annotation, molecular function: DNA polymerase binding. The coding region runs from base 225 to 4325 and encodes 1366 amino acids. NCBI's taxonomy places the organism in Eukaryota, Metazoa, Mollusca, Gastropoda, Planorbidae. The transcript has 33 exons.
AGUCGUCCUAGUCUGUGUCUAGAGAGAUAGAGGUCUAGAUCUAGAGCCAGAGUGUAUCUUAAUUCUUAUAUAGAUCUAGGCCUAGAUCGAUUUUAAAAAAAUUGAUAAUUCUAGAUAGGCAUAGGUCUAGUCAAUCUAUAUCUAGAUAGUGAAAAGAAUAGAUCUAGUGGUCUAGAACUUUAGAAACGCCUCUCAGGACAGAAGAAAACUCAAACUGAAAAAUAAUGGAAAGAGAUCUUUUAUCAAUUUGCAAAGCAGGGAAACUAGAUGAAUUAAAAGUUGUUCUUGACAGCAAAGAAAAUAAUGAGAUAAUCAAAAACGUUAACUACAGCAUUUCUAAAGGGAGAGCGGAGUCAAUUAAUCUAAUUAACUUUGUAUUGGAUGCAUCUAAUGACCCAAGUGAUAAAAGCAUACAACGAUGCACAGACAUCAUCAUAGGUAUAAUUAAAAUUCUACAAAAAAAUGAGAUUAAUUCUGCAAAUGCUCUAGAAAUUAUCAGGCUUCUUUUAACAAAGCUGAAAGAUGUACAACCUAAAUGUUUAGGACAACUGGCUACAUUCUAUGUAGAAUCAGUUAAAAAUGGAUCAAUUACAGGAUGCAGAUCUGGUGAGUUGUUACCCCAGAUUCUUUCUUUGAUAGACUCUAUUGAUGUUAUUCCCAAGGGAGACAGCCUCAUCAUAGGCUCAGAAUACAAAAGUCAAGUGAUAAAUAGUAUUUGUUCCAACAGGUGGCCCCCAUCAAUAAUAAUCCACAUGGCUCAUCUCUUUUGUGAUAUUCCUCUAACACUGGAAGAGCUCAAAUUUGUUAUUGAAAAAGUUUUGAGAUUGUUUCCAGAGAUAGAGCUUGCUGAUCAACCUGCUGCUGUCUUUCAGCUAUUGUUAUUGUCUGCUAAGGGUCACAAAAAACUUGUUCUAAAAGGUAUCUGUCAGCAUUACACUGCUCAGGAUGACAUCAAUAGACCACAUGGAGUUAUGAUCGACAGUGAGGAUCUUAUUUCAAAUAAAACUUGUCUAAAGACACUGCGGCAGAUUGAAGGUACAGUGGUUUUACAUAUAAUGCAAGCAAUAGAGCAAGACCAGAAACUAGGAUCAACACUUAUUGACAACAUGAAGGUUCUUCGUCAGUCCAAUGCUUCAAAAGUGCUUUCUCCAUUCAACUUAGCACUGCUUCUGUCUAUUUCAGAGCUUCAUUAUUUUGAAGAGCAGGUUUAUGAAUUUAUCAAAAGCACUGUCUUGAAAUGUUUUCAAGAUGAAGAAAGACAACGACAGUCUCUAUGGGUUAGAGAAUGCUUUCCAGCUGGCACUAAGACAUUAGACCUUGUUCUUGAAACUGUUGAGCACAGUUCUUGUGAUUGGGAUCAAGUCACACAAGGUCUGGUCAAACUGGGAUUUAAAUUGAUUGAUUCUUUCGGCCCUAAACCUGUGUUUGGAGUACUACCAGACAAUGAUUUAAAGCAAGACUCUUUAUCUCCAUCACAGCAGGCCUGCCAGCUGGGUCAAAGACUUUUAUUGAAAACAUUUAAGGUUCAUCAUGUCUUUAGAGAUGAUAUUCUCAACACUCUUUUUGGUGAACUUAUGAAACCAACAUCACCAGUCACACAAUAUCUUGAGUUAUUGUCAGACAUAGUCACAUCAUCACCACAACUUCUUCUUGAAUCUACCAACAAAGUUUGCAUUUUGUUUGAGAAGCUAGAUACAAUGAAUCCCAAAUCUGCAGAAAGACUACUCUCAGCCUUACAACCGCUGCUAAAGCUUAGCCCAUUCUUAAAAGAUACGCUUAUUUUAAACCUGAGAAAAGCCAUGUUUUCAAGACCUUUAGAUUCACGCAAGAUAGGUGCAUUAGGAUUUCUCAUGAUUUUGAAACAUUUUCGUGUCGUUGGAGCACUUCCAUCUAGUCAGAUAAGUCAGCCAAUCUCAUUGAGUCAAAUACAGGCAGAUGUCCAUUCAAGUUAUAGCCCUGCCAGCAAUGAAGCAUUGUGUUUGGAGAUCAUUGGUAACCUCUCCAGAUGUUUGACUCAACAUGCGGAUGUUCGGUUAAAUAUAUACCAGGGUCUGUGUGAAGUUCUGCAUAGGAAUUCUGAGUUGAUGAAUCCAGUACUGGACUUGUUGUUUUUUCAGCUGAAGAAAUAUUAUGAAUUCAAUGAAGAUGUAAAGCCACCACUACGAUUAGAACCCUGCAUUAUUACCCAUGGAGACAAAGUUUAUUUAGCAGAGCCUUUGGCCCAUUUGGUUGGCUGUGCUCAACAAUGCCUUAGAAAGUCUCAGGACAUCCAGAGCCAAAAGAAGUCAACUGAAACUGAAGAUGAUGACCAAGAUGGCUGUGAGGAGACAUUCCAGAAACUUCAAAACUUGUUAGUUACUUUGACUAAGAGAGUUAUUGAAGCAGAAAUGGAAGAUUUUGAAUUGGACAAGAGUGCUGAUUUUUCACUAGCCACAGGUGUAGGUGUUAAAAAUAAUAUCAAUGCAAUAUUGCUUUUAGGACUUUAUGAAGUUUUAAUGGAAUUUACCUUUGAAAUGGGAAAAUACAGCAUUGAAAGUUGCAAGGAAGUGCUUCAGCUUUUCACCAAGCAUGUUCAACUUAGUACAGUAGUGAAAGAAAAGUCUGCAGCAUCUUCUGGCAAGAAAAACAAAACUUCCACAACCAAAACACCAAACAGUCUUAUAGCUUUAAAAGCAGUGGAGAAGUUUCUCACUGUAAUUAUAUGUGAUGAGAGACCAGAACUGGAAGAAAAUGGAAUAGAUCAGCUGAUACAGAACAAAGAUUUCCUGACCUAUAUAUUAAGUAUUGCUGUUCAAAAGCUAGGCCAAGUGGCAAGUAAGGGAACAUGUGAGGGAGAAACUCAAAGCAAAGAAAAACUUUUAAAAGUGUGUUUUAAUAUUGGAAGACUACUUUACAUCAGUUAUAUUGAUAACCAACAAAAAGGAGAUAGCACAGAUCAAAAAGACAGAAAAUUAAACAGCCAAAUAUUAGAAGGAUUGAACUUGGUUAUUGAAAUGGCUUGUAAAAAUGGGCAGAAUGCAGUUCUUCAGUGUUUGUCAAGUUUAGAGAAGGAAACAGAAAUGAAAGAACGUUUAAGGACAUCACAAAAAAAUGAAAAGAUUCACAAUCACAUUAAGAAGUUUCAGAGAUUGGUGGUCACUAUUUUAAAUGAAAAUAAAGACUCACAGAACCUGAAGGAGGUCUUCACAUUAUUCUCUAUCAUUGCUCAUUUAGUUCAUCAUCUGCCAAGUCAUGGGGAGGAAUACCAACAGACAUUUAACUGGCUUCAAAAAGUUGCUACUGAACACCCCAUAGAUGAUGCAGCUACCUGUCGUCAUUUAAUUUCUUUAAUGUUGCAACUCUCCAAACAGACUAAGUCUUUACCACAAAUAUUGUUAAGUCUUUGUCAAGAUAUUCACAGUCAAUUAGGGGAUAUUGAUCAGGAUUGUGAAGUUGAACAGAAUACUCAUUUCGCAGUAACUAAAGCCAACAUUUGUCCCAUCUCUGGCAUACUGACUUUGACCUUGACAUAUCUGGAAGCUGAUUUAGAUGACAUUGACAGUGUUAUUAAAUGUCACAAGGCAAAUAUGUUGGCUGCUAACACCUGUGUAGAGGAAGAAACAGCAACCCAAGUUGAAACAAUGGACAGAUCUAUCUGCAUUAGACUUGGGCUGUUAAUCAACAGUUUCAUUGAGCUGACACACUCUGCAGUGACUACCAGCCCAUGUAUACAUGCCAUGUUAAAGACUGUGACAAAACUCUUCAAUGUUCUCACUUCACUUACCAAACAUUAUAUUAGCUUGUAUACCAACAAAGCCGGCCAUCUUGGUAGUAGGUUUGAAAAAUUAGUUCGACUUGUGAGCCAGCAACUUACACCCCAGACUUACAACAUGAUCAUCUAUGUCCAGCUUUUAGAAUCAGAUGUCUCUGAAGAGAGUGAGAAAAAAGGAAAGAAAAAAAAUACAGCACAUCAGAAAGGAAUAAUAAAAGCCAUGAAACAAGGGAAAAUGGUACCCAGUCUCAUUUGCACUAUAGAACUACUGGAAAAAUUCUUAAUUCAACUGAGCAAAAAGUCUAAGGUCAAUUUAGCAGAGAAUUUUAAAAGAUCAACAUCUCGAGAUUUUCGCAUCAAUACAGAAACUGUGCAUACAGCAGUUGAGCAGGGAAUUUCUGAUGACAGUGAAACUGAGGAAAAUAAUUCUAAAGAGCCAGAGGAAAAUGAGGUUCAGGAGUCAAAUGAUGAUGAGGAUGAUGAUGAUGAUGAAGAAAACAAGAGACCAGUUGAAGAAGAGAAGAGUGAACAUCAACCACCACAGAAAAAGAAAAAGACGACCAGAAACAUUUAGCUAUAGCUACUCUCUUCUGACUUUAUUGUUGGUAAAUAAAUCAAAUAUCAAAAUAUAUAAUAAUAUCAAAAUUAUUGUUCAGUAAACAUUAUUUAAUAUUACAUAGAGACACCUUCCAGAGAUGUAAUCAAUGUAUGCCUACAUUUUGUAUUUCCUUUGCUAACUUUAAAAGUGAUGUAUGGAGACAUAACAUGAUUUUGUCAGCUUUGUUUAUUCCAUCAUUUUAGUUGAACAUUUGGAGUAAUGGAAGUGUUGGUUUAAAUACUCUCAGUUUGGAUCCUGUACAUGACAUUGACUUCACAGCAAUUGGUGGUAAAGGUUUUUUCUGUAAACUGAAAAAGACAAAAGACUCAACCCUAUUUACAUGAAUGUUGUUUUUUUUUCUUACUAGACAACAAACUCACAGCAGUUCUAUCUGAAAAGUCAGAUAGAACCUUGACCUACUUACUUGAGAUAUUUUCUUUGUUGUACAACAACUUUAGCUUUGCUUUUAUCCAGUUCUUGUUGUUUCUUAUUGCAUUCAAUGUCUUUUUGUUCUAAAUCAUAAAUAUUCAUGUUGAUCUCAGCUGUAAGUGCCUAGCAUAAAAAGUUUUGCUUAAUUAAAUUUUACUGAUUUAAUCAAAAACUGUAUCAAUUCUUAGUUAUCUUAAAAGCUUUAUUAUAAAUAACUGACAGUUAAAUGAAAUGACAAAACUAAUGCACAAGUAUGAUUUUGUAAAGAUUUGAAAUUCUUGUUGUAUUUGAUUAUAUCAGAAUUUUUGAGUUAGAAAAAUAUAUUCUUUAUCAUGGCUAAAUAAAAAAAAUACUAUAAGCAUCAUUGAAAUCUACUAUAAUUUUUCACAAAUUUUUUUCUAAUUUUGGCCCUGUUCAUAAAAAUCUUAUUAAAUUUAUAAAACUUUUAUGAAAUGCAGCUUUCUUCACAAACAGAAAUUAAGGAUUUUUUUUUGUAAAACAAAGCAUUUUCUCUGCACUUUAUGAACCUUUGAUUUUCCUCUAACUAAUAACUCUUUAAAAACAAAUGAUUACUUAGAAGUUUGAUUUUGAAUUUGGGAUAAAAUAACCAAUUAUCAAUACAGAAUUGACCUGCUAAUAACAGAAUCUGUAGAGCGAAGUGAGGCUAAUUAGUAGUAUUUUCCUAAAUAAAUGUAUAUUAUGAUUAUUUAUAAGUCUCAGCCAACCAUUUUGCUGGGAAUGUGUCUUCCCAAUUCUGAAAAAAAAAGUCUGAUUUUGUAAGUUUUCUAGUCCUUCCACUUUGAAGCUAAUCCAAUCAAUAUAUUUUAUAGAUCCAUAGCUCUUUGCAACAUUCUGUAUGUAUUUUUUUAUGGCCUCACUAUAUUUAAAGUAUAGAAAUCUAGGAAUGACUUACUUGCAUUUGCUUACGUUGUUUUCUAAUUAUGGCUUUAGCCAGGGACAUUUCAACAGUCAGAUUAGGAUCUAAACGGCGCUCUAAAAGGGCUCGAAGCUCAAAAAAGCAAAGAUCUUUUUUAUGGAUCAUUUGUUCCUUCUCAACAACUUCAGUAGUUUUGUUAAUGAGCCUUUGAGUGAGUCUGUUGAUUUUGACAUGAAGUUCAUACUUGGAUGGAUCUGCAGCCUGGUCAUAAAAAGUGGAAAGAAACUUUACAUUUGACUAUGAUUUAAAUGUCUUACUUGAAUGUCAUUUCUGACAAGCUUUUUUUUUUUUGAAUGAAAGUUAAGGAUACAUUUUAUUGUCUUUCUUUAUUAAAUGACUAAUCUGCUCACCAGCAGUGCUCUCCAUCUGUGAACUAUUGGUUCCUUAGUGGCCACUAGAGCAACAUUUCUAGCUUUUUCUAGUUCUAAUAACUUGGCAGUUUUGGAAAGCUCUUGUCUGUUGACAAGUUGGGAAAAUAAAAAGUCUUAAGUCAUCUGAGUUUUUGUAAGGAAAUAAAAUAAAAUUCAACCUUUUAGCUACAGUGCAUAUUAAUUUUUUUUUUGUUUAAAAAAAACAAAAACAGUAUAGUUCUUAAAGUCACGAUUUAGAGUGUUUUUGUGAAAAAAAAAAUUUAUUUAAAAUUAUUUACCUCAAUGUAGUGAUUGUGAAUUCACACAUCUCAUGAUUCUUCAGUUUUCUUCUCAAGUUUUUUAUUUCAAGUUUAAGCAUAUAAGAAUCAUUGUUCAUAUUAAGGUAGUCAGAGGCAGAUGUCUUCAUGACUUUUUCAAUCCUAUCAAUUUUUCUUUUGAAUAAACCAACAUGAAUGUUUGAUUCUAUCAGUCGGGCUCCAAAGAGAUCUCUCUUUCUUCUCAGCUGAAAAUUAAAGUCACAGUCUUCUGUUUCACUUAUUCUAUGAACAGCCAGGUUACACAAUUAUUGUUUUUAAAACAGUAAUUUUGAAUAAGUUUUGAUACAUAGAUACGUACUGUAAGUUCGAUAAUGGACAAAAUUGAGGAUUCUACUAAAAAAAUUGUAAUGGCAUUGUAUCUUGAAUACAUUUUAAUUGGUUGAAAUUAUACUUUUUAAUGUAUUGUAAAUAUGUAAAAGUUGAAUAUAUUGGCAAAAUGCAAUGUUGGAAAGUAAAUAUUUGUAUUUUCUCAUAACUAAGUAAACAUCCUUUUACUAAUAACCAUAUUAUCAACAAGUUUUUUACCAUCAAUUUUGAACUACAUCCAUAGAAUAAUUUGUUUCACAUUAUUGUACCUUUAGAGGUAUAAAAUAUAUAUUUUAAAAAAGUAACUAUAUUAGGUCAUUGCAGUUACUGUGUUAAUUCUAAGCAACAUGAUUUAUAAAUUGCAAUUCUAAUAAAAUUACCAUGUCAAUGUAACACCUAUAUUCCUUUAUAGUGGCCAGAGCUUUUCGUAAUUGAGAAAUCAUAAUUCUUAUUUCUUCUGUCAUAACCAAUAUUUUGGAUUUUUUAUCUUCCAUAAGAGCUUUCAAUUUAUUACUUUCAGAUGCUAGUUGCUCAAUCUGAUGCACCAGCUCUUUUGUUGUGCACUCCAUUUUCUAUCAAAACAAAACAAAAGAAGUAAACAUUCUUAGCAAUAAGUCAUUUCCAAAAGAUUUUCUUCCCAACCUUUGUAAAAGAAACAAAAUGUCUGACCUGAAUCUGAUCAUCUUUGUCUUUGCUCAUAGCCUGCAAACCUUUGAUUUCUUUGUUCUUUUGUUUAAACUGAAACACUUGCAACUGUUGAAUUUCCUAAUUAAAAAAUGACCAAACAAAAAAAAAUUACUUUCAAAAUUUAGUAAGUGUUUAUGGAGAAUUACUUAAGAUUUGGCAGCUGCAAAUAACGUAAGGGAAAUUUUACAAUCUCCCCUCACAUAUGCACACAUCCGUUUUUCCUGUAAUACAUCUACAUAUCUAAUCUCUUUUAAAGCACUCAUACACUAUGGUAUUCAAAAUAAGAGCAUUGACUAUUUUGCUUAUUGCAUCAUUUAAACUCUUCAAAUGACAUUUUUGGCUAUUCUAUCCUUUAAUAUUUUUUUUUAUUCAUAAAUAUCUUUUUUUUCUUAGAAACUAGAUUCAAUAGAACAAUUACCGCUUGAGUAUUUGUUUCAUUGUAAAGUUCAAUAUUUGUUCUCAUUAAACCUUCUAAUUUGGCCUCAGUUUCCAAUCUUUUCAUCUCCAUUUUGUUGGCAUAUCCUUUUUGAGCUUCCACUUCACGAAUCAGUAAACGACUUUUUUCUUCACUGUCAAUAUACUACCUUUCCAAGAAAAAUCAUGGAAAAAAUACUUAGACAAACAAAGAAAAAGUCAAUUUUAAAGUAAGUAAUAAAUUAAUUAAUUACUUAUAAAAAAUAGUAAUAGUAAAACACAGGAGACAAAUACCUACAUGAUUUUUGACAAUUCCAAGCUUUAUCCAAAGCUGAUUUUUUUGAUCCAAAAUAUCUUUAACUUUCUGUUUUUGUCUGUGCAUCUCAUCAUUAAGAGAGCUUAAUUCUUUGACCAAAAGCAUUGCAUUGUUUUCUGACAGUCUAAGCUGUUGAGCUUGUUUGUAUUUCUUGUGUGCCAACUCAGUGAUUCUCUAAAGUAAGCAGAAAAAUUUAUAGAAAUUUAUAGACAACUUUGUUAGCUGAGAUUUGUUAUCUUUAUGGUUAUAAAUGUUUUGCGUUUUUUAACAUUCUUGGAUGCAUAAUUUUUUUGUUCCAAAAUGAAAUGAAACAAUUCAAGUAUUCUUGAAUCAACAUGCUGAACUUACUGAUAUCAAUGAAUCAUUGUGAUCUGCUUUAAUUUUUAGUGUACUUUCUAAAUGCACCUUUUCAGCCUCACUCUUUGCUAAUUCUAUGAAGAAAAAAAUGGAAUCAAAACAAAAUUUUAUGAAGUUAUUCUUUAGAAUCAUUUAUCUUAAAUUUGACAUAAAAACAGCCUCUUAAGUUAAAGCUCACAUAUUCUACCAUUUGUCACAAAUAGGAAAAAAAUCAGCAGACUUUGCAUGAUAAGUAAUCAUGGUGGAGAUAUAUGCCCAUUAAAUUGUUAAUAACUUCCAUCAUUGUUUUAUUAUUAUUUGAAGUGGACUAAGAUGGGGUAUUCUUGCCUUCUGAUGUUACUCUAUUGGGAAUGAUUAGCAUCAAUAAAAUGAAUCAGUUCCAAGACCUACA